Coniophora puteana RWD-64-598 SS2 is the source of this 674-nucleotide messenger RNA. RefSeq lists its product as uncharacterized. The record is from RefSeq and is a predicted model, not a curated record. NCBI's taxonomy places the organism in Eukaryota, Fungi, Basidiomycota, Agaricomycetes, Boletales, Coniophoraceae. The coding region runs from base 1 to 609 and encodes 202 amino acids. The transcript is spliced from 4 exons.
AUGGGGUAUCAUCUUCCCCGGAUUUUGGCCCCUCAAAGUGGAACGAUCGACUGGCCACGGAUGCGCAAGUUCCUCAAGGACGUAAAGCGUGAUGGCGCCAUACCCUCAGACCACUACAGCCACGAUCACCUCAACGAGCAGAAAGAUAUACCCAUCGAGAAUGAAGCAUUUGUGAAGUGGCAAAAUAUCUUCCAAGAGCUCAGCAGCAAGCCCGGAAACGAAGAUGUGGUAUGGGGUCUGAUCGACGGUUUCUUGCUUUACUGGGAUAAGGAAGUGAUCUCCAACCUCGACGUGCGCAUCUUCCUGCGGGUCUCUCACGACGUGCUGAAGCAGCGGCGACACGAGCGACACGGCUAUCAUACUGCAGUGCAAUCCGACCCAGAGGGGACGUUAUGGCGGGACCCGCCCGGGUACUGGGAGCAGAUCGUGUGGCCUGCGUACGAGGAUGCGCACCGGGACGUGUUCGAAGAUGGGAACCUGGAGACGGGUCGGCCGACGGGCAAGGUGCAGGACCUUGUGCUGUUCGAGAACGAAAAGAUGAGCAUGACGGAUGUGGUGGGUGUGUGUUGCGAGGUGCUGCAGAAGAAGUUGCAGGGAUCAAACAUAUGAUUCCUGUUGUUGAUGUAUCGAAUUUGUAUUGCGAAAUUCCAUAUGUGCCUCUCCGGCAGUUGAAC